Molecule: messenger RNA, 477 nt
Organism: Diospyros lotus (date-plum)
Lineage: Eukaryota; Viridiplantae; Streptophyta; Magnoliopsida; Ericales; Ebenaceae
Exons: 1
Coding region: 1-477 (158 amino acids)
Source: RefSeq, a predicted model, not a curated record
AUGGCAGCCGCGAUGAACGCGACCAUCGUUGCGAGAGAAAGAGCUGGCUUCGACAACUUCUUCUUCAAUGCCCCCACUCGCUCCUCCUUCUUCCCCGACUCCGCCACAACAUUCGACGGUGAUCUCCCUUCCACGAUCCCCUUCAAAUGGGAAAAUAAACCCGAAAUUCUGAAAACCAAGAGAGAUAAUAAUGAAGAGAAUGAUAAUGAUUUUGAGUUCGAGUUCAGUGGGUCGCUGGAGCGAGCCUCGGUCUUCACCGCUAACGAGCUCUUCGACGGCAGCAAGAUCAAGCCCCUAAAGCUGCCGCCUCAGCUGCAGUUCCCCAAUCACGACUUCGCCUAUUCUCCCAAAUCAUCGAUCAACAAGAAAGCUCUCAGAGAAUCCCUCUCGCCAAGACACAAGAAAAAGGAUUUCAACCCUUUCCAAGCCGCGAUGGAGCGGGCUUUCCAAGAAAAUGCAAGCCAGGAGCGAGGAUGA